Porites lobata is the source of this 15919-nucleotide messenger RNA. The record is from the annotation of a GenBank genome assembly. NCBI's taxonomy places the organism in Eukaryota, Metazoa, Cnidaria, Anthozoa, Scleractinia, Poritidae.
AUGACCUCUGAGCAGCUGAGAGCUAUUGCUGUGCAAGAUCCCUUUAUACGAUACUACGCUUCGGUAUAUCUUCAAAUCACGCAAGCAAGCAGUAAAUCCUUUGACUUGUACAACAAUAUAACCGCUGGUCAGGAAAUCACGGACCUAUCAGAAUAUCUGAAGUUGUCAGCGUUUUUUCAGUCGGCUCUAGAACCUGCAAUUGGCAUAAGUAUAUUGUUUUGUUAUUCAAAGACCGAGAUCAACUGGAUAAAACCAUAAGUAAGAUGUAAUUGCUAACUUUUGACAUUCAAUCAAGAGUUAAACCGGGCCGAAUGUCAGGUUAUAUCACAGGCUGCCCAGACGUAGUGUGUGUCAAUAUAUUAAUAUUCACAUGGACAAAUUAAUGAGUCGUCGAAACUACCAUGAACUAAAAUAGUCCAAAAGUCAAAAUAUAACAAAACAAAACAAAGAUACCUUUAACUGAACGUAUCCUUGUCUUUCUUGGCCGGUUAAAGUGGCAUUUUGUUGCGUUUUGCAACUGUAGGUACUAUCCACUGAAGAAGAAUUCAAGGCUGGCUACAAAACAAACGGACCAUCUCCACGCUCCUUCACGCGAAGCGCUGUAAAUUCGAAUCCGCUCCAAAUUGCCAUUCGAAUCCGGUUUCCAAAUUGCCAUCGACUAAUCUGCUCAUCAACAAACACUCUUAACGUGUGACCGCCGGUUUCUUGCUCGCUUGCAAUCCAAAAUGCAAAACCCAUCGAAGGACAAAUCUGCAAUGCAAUAAUCGCUCGCUCAUCAACAAACACUCUUGACCUUUAAACGCGUCGAUAUGACCGCAAACUACCUCAUAAAGAUUACAGUAAUAUUUUGACGUGAAUAUUCUCCCAAAAUCGGUAACCCACACAAGAGCUUUCGACCGCGUCCCCGCACCCAAAAGCGACAAUGCAACAAGAACCCUUUCGAACCAAAAAUUUGUUUAUGUAAAGGUUUUAGGAGGGAUGGCACUAUUGCUUCUAGCUCAAUCAACGCUGAGCGAGGGUCUGCUGCGUUAGUUUUGACCAGAAAACAAAAGGCGAUCGCACGACUGUCCGUAAGUUUUCAACAGGGCGGCUCUGGUUUUCCAAUUCUUCUAACGUUCACACUGUUCGUCCAGCCGCUUGGACUGGACAUAUUUGCUUGGAUUAAUGAAAUAAACAGUCCUUUCCAGAACAGCGUCAAUAUGUUGUCCAAAGUGGCGAGGAAGGACGACAAUUUGCCACUUAGGAAAAAGACAAGAUGUAGCCUCGGUUAUGCAGCUGAAUGGAAGCUAGGGUAAGGAAGAAGGAUGUGCGCAAUAUUUUUUCUUUGGUUAUGAUUAUUGUUAUUUUCAAAACUCAGGGGCCUCCAACGACGAUUUCUUCCUAAAUGCGUUUAAAACACUUUGAAGACUGUCCAGAGUAAUUGAGAUCUUUAAAAAUGCAUUUUAAGCGGCCCUAAUACAGAGAUAAUAUUUAUGGUUUAUUCAUACUAAAUAUGAAAUCGUGUAAUGUUAAGCGGCGAAGGCAACGAGAACUGUGAAAUACAACAAUUUUUUUAGGUCUAAUUGCAGCACGCUCUUUUUUACAUUUCCUUGCCGUUGUUUUGCCUGACUACAUGAAACGUCCAGAAACUUCGUGGUUUUCACAUUUUCACCAAAUGAGAGAAAAUCUUAUUCUUGAGCAAACUGAAGUUGCCAAGAGUGGGCACAACCUCCUCGAUCGUCACCGGUCAAGCUGGAACAGGAAAAUCAGUCAAGAGUAGUUAAAGCAAUUCAAGACGAUUGUCAACAGCGUGGUUUGCGAGUAUCUGUAAUUUCGUGGUACAGUCAAACCCCGUUAAUACAGACAUUUAGGGGACCAUAGAAAGUGUCCGUAGCAAGCGGCUAGAAUAUUCACACAAAAUGUGUUUUCUGGCUCACGCGCAAGCUGGCCGUAAUAAAAUCUCGGAAACGAUUUUAUCGUCAGUAAUAAAGACGUGACUGCGAGCAGAGACUUCAAGACUCGUAUUUUUCUGAUAAAAAUGUUGAGGCUGAUGGAAACAAGGCUGGGCAUUAACCCAUGACAAGUUUAAGAUCUCCAAGUGACAUGGUUAUUUAAUGUCAUGGAAUGGGACAUUUUGCCGGAUGGCAAAGGAUGCAUAUGAUUCCGAAGAAAACUCAGACGAAGAUCCUGGUCGAAAUUUUGUAUAAUUGAAAAUCGUCAGGAGCCGUGUUUUUUCUUACACUCCUUUAGUGUCUAGAAGUCGUUAAAAGCAGUUUCCAGUCGUUUCUAAGUGAUUUUGAGGGGGGUCUUCGUUUUUUAUACACCGGGGGGAUUAUGUAGAAAACGAAGACCGUGGAUGAAAUUUUGUAUAAUUGAAGAUCUUGUUGUUUCUUGCACAUCUAAGGUCGAGAUACCCGUUUAGUCUGGAUAUUUAUACUGAGUGAUUCUGAGGGGGUCUUCGUUUUUGGGUGUUGGGUCUUAGGUCUUCGUUUUCUACCCACCUAAGAUUGAAACAUAAAUCCCCGGAAUCGAAGGUACUCAUCAGUAGCUCGGCCGGCAGAUCUGCAGCACCAAGACCGUAAAGAGAAAGGACUGUCGAGGCGACGCCUGGAUCAUACACUAGACAAGCAAUUCCACUUGAACAAAUUACAGAUACUCGCAAAUCAAGCUGUUGACAGUCGUCUGAAAUUGCAUUAACCACUCUUGAUUUUCCUGUUCCAGCUUGACCGGUGACGAGGUAGUCUCCUUCGCAGCCGUCAUUAGGGUCGUCACUCGUCACGCCACGCUCCUCCCCACUAGUGGGGAGGAGCGUUGCGUGACGAGUGACGACCCUAAUAACGGCUGCGAAGGAAACUAGUGACGAGGAGGUUGUGCCCACUCUUGGCAAACUGAAAAACUUCAGUUUGCUCAAGAGUAAGAUUUUCGCUCAUUUGGUGAAAACGUUAAAACCACGAAGUUUGUGGACGUUUCAUUACACGAUUUUAUAUUUACAGUCGACUACCGGUAACUCGAACCCUCCAUAACUCGAACCUCCCGUUAACUCGAAGUAAUUUUCAUUUCCCUUCAGAUCAUUUUCCAUAUAAUUUUACCCUCGAUAACUCGAACUCCCGAUAACUCGAACUUUCUUCUAUUUCCCUUGAAGGUUCGAAUUACCGGGAGUCGACUGUAGUAUGAACAAACUAUAUAAAUAUCAUCUAUGUAUUAGCGCCUCUUAGAAUGCAUUUUUAGAGAUCGUAACUACUCUGGACAGCCUUAAACGUGUUUUAAAUGCAUUUAGGAAGAAAUCAUCGUUGGAGGCCCCUGAGUUUUGACAAUAAUGAUAAUCAUAACCAAAAAAAAAAAAAAAAAAAAAAAAAAAAUCGCGCACAUAACUUUUUUCUUUACCAUAGCUUCCAUUCAGCUGCAUAGCCGAGGCUAAAUUUUUCCUCUCUGCUAGGCGGCAAAUUGACGUGCUCCCUCGCCACUUUGGAAAACAUAUUGUCGCUGUUCUGGAAAGAACUGUUUAUUUCAUUAAUCCAAGCAAACAGGUCCAGUAAACCCCAGGAACCUAUUCAAGCGGCUGGACGAACAAUGUGAACGUUAGCCAGCCUUGAAUUCUUCUUUAGUGGAUAGUACCUACAAUUGCAAAACUCAACAGAAUGCCACUUUAACCGGCUAGGCCAGGAAACACAAGGAUACGUUCAGUUAACGGUAUCUUUGCUUUUUUUGUUAUAUUUUGACUUCUGGACUAUUUUAGUCCAUGGGAGUUUCGACGACUCAUCGCAUUAAUUUGUCCAUGUGAAUAUUAGUAUAUUGACACACACUACGUCUGGGCCGCCUGUGGUUAUAUGCGCUGGUGAUGUAAUAAAUUUGAUAUUUAAACUUUAAAAUGGCUUAGUCCGUGACGUCAGUGUAUUGUCAGAUUUAACUGAUGUUACAACUUAGUUGACGCGAGCAAUAUCGUGUUUCUUUGCUGGGAAUUUAAGAGCCUGUUUACAUGAAGGUGGGGGACCCCAGGUAGGUGAGGUAAUAUCGGCGGGUUUCUUUGUAAACGUGAUCACAUUAAAAUGAGGAACAGGCAGGUUACCCCAAAGCUUGCCUUUUCAUUCAAACAGGCCCUCAUUCAAAUUCUAUUAAAAAAUGUAUUGUUUUGUGAACAGACCUUUUGCAUUAGUUAAUCACGUGAUCAACUUUCGGUAAACACGAAAAGAGUUCGCGUUUGAAAAAUUUUUUAGCAAGAGCCGAAAGUGUAAAAUUAGGUAACCUGUAAAUUUUCAGCCGUAUAUCUCAAAAGUAGCGAUUACAACGGUUGCCAAAAAUUAGAAGGAUUUUAUGAGAAAAACAACUCUUACCAGCCAGGCACGCUUGACUGGUUUUGCAUGCAACUCCUUGAUUCUGUAAUUUUUCAACGGUCGUUAAAUCUUACCCUUACGCGUUGAAGGGCACAAACUACCUGUUAUGAAUUAAAGGGAGAUUCGAGCCUCGUAAUGCUUAAGGUAAUAUUUCACGACAGUUUGAAAAUGUUGAAAUUCACAAGAAUUUGUAUCGAAAAUCAUUCAAGCUUGACAGGGUUGCAAAAGUUGUUUCUGUGGCCGUUGCAAUCGCUACUUUUGAGAUAUACGGCUGAAAAUUUACAGGUGUCCUAAUUUUAAUAUGUUCUUUCAACUCGUUCUAACAAUUUCUUUCGAAAGCGUACUGUUUUCACGUUUACCGAAUGUUGAUCACGUGGUCAACUAAUGCAAAAAGCCUAUUGCGCAUGACUGGCCCACCAUGUUGUGGUUGCAGACCAAGAAGACAAGAUGGUUUCCCUAAUUGUCUAUGUUAAAUUUUUUGUAGUGAAUUGUAACGAUCGAUUCUGUUAUUGAGACAUCUGGUUUUCUUUCUUUUUUUUUGACGCAAUGAAAAUUAAUGACAGAAGUCAGUAUUAAAACAUAAGAAAUUCUUAGCCCAGCAUCGAACUCAAGUCCUUCGACAGUGUAUCUCCCCAAAAAGCCUUCCACAGGACACUACACACCAUUCAAAUCUGAAAACUGAAAUCCGCUUUACUUUCCUGAGCUUCUUUUAAACUUUAGGUUCUAAAAUUAGAGCUGUUUACUAUGAUGACUCUGACCAUUUACGGAUGAGAAAUAGGAAAGGCUUGUUUUGUUGUUGUUGUUUUUUUUAUUAAAGAUAACGUCGAUCUACUUUCGAAAACGUGGUAAUAUAACAUACGUCUAGAUUUAGCUCCUGGUGCUAUUUUUCGCAUUGACGUACCGGGUGUGUGUAAAUUCUUUUUGCUUAUCUCUCUACGCUGGUGUACUUAAAUCCCAAUGAAACUUGCAAGAUGAGAUAACAUGCAUCGGAUCCAUAAUCCAAAAAAUUUAAAGUAGACGCCUACAGUAGGCGUACAUUGGGCUACACUUUGUAGUGGUCUAAUAUAUUUUGGAGGGUAUUAUGCUUAUAUCACUUUUUGCAUACUAAGUGUAUAACUACUCCUAUCCCGCCUUCUGGAUCUUCAGUCCGAUAUUUUGCCUCUUUGACGGAGACGACGAAAACUAAUUUUUAAUUGGGCUGUGCCGGCGGCCCAAUAAUCAGACAGCAAAUAGACUUUGAUAUUUGUUACCAUUAGGAGUAUGCUCGGUUGCCAUCACGAUAUGAAGCCUUCGUCGACAAUAAGCCCGAGUGGAUAAGCGACAAGCACUUUACUCAGCAACGGCUGGCAGGCCCCAAUCCCAUGUCACUGAAGCGGGUGACAGUUCACGGACAAGGUACGUCUCUGCCUACGCGACCAGUUGUGGCUUAAACAAAGUGUAUCUUCAAAUCUCUUCUCAAAGGGUAAUUUUCUGCGUACAGGACGUUUAAACGAUGUGGUUUCUUUAAAAGUUACCUUUCAGUAGAAGGAUAGCGAUGCGAAACUUUAAUUGUCAGAACUCUGAGUGCCAAUGAAGUUAGCAAAAUAAAUGGUACUCGGAGACUUGCUUUCAACACACUUAAACUUUAUAAGGAACGUAUUAGGACAUCCUAUUAGGUAUAAGGUACUUUCAUUUAGGUAUUGUUAUACUCGGAAUGAUAAACUCGCUCAAUCCAUCUGUAUUCGUUGUUGAGACAAAGAAGGAAUUCAAAAUGUAUCUGUCGUCUGCAAAAUCAGCAUUGCCAGAAAUUAGGGACAAGAUGGCGGUUGCGCGUGCGCACUAAGGCCACAAUGGCUGCGAAUUCGUAUAAGAAAAUGUAUGGAGAUAAGGAAACUUUUUCAAAUAUAUCGAUUAUGAGCUCACGGGUGUUCGGUGCCCGACUCGAAACAUGUUAAGUGCUGUGUAACCUUCGCAUCUGGGUUAAAAAUAGCUAAUUAGAAGUAGGUUUACUUACUUCCCGAAGUGGCCACUUUUAUCUCUCGUUGUACGCUCCAUUUCUCCAUACAUUGUCUUAAAAUCUUGCCGAAGUCAUGCGAAAUACUCGUCGAUUAGAGGAUAAACCCUUCACUGAAGUAAAUUUGCCCGACUUGAUAUUACUUCUGCGAUGGAAGAUGUUUCCAAAACAGUCGUUAAAAGGACGAUUUUUGCGCUAAAAAAUACUUCCAAAAGGCGCGUUAUUUCCCUCAGUUUUCCAUCUGUAGUCCAGUAAUGGACGCCAUAGUUGCGAAUGACACAUUUCGGUCGGACAAAGCUUCACAACUCCAAACCUCACCGAAUCGCCAUUUUGUUUGUUGCUAAAACUCCAGAGAUGCUUCACGGGAUAUAAACUAGGUUCCAGGCAUUCAAAAAUCCUCGAUUAGCCUACCAGGCUUGGUUUUAAAACAAAAUUGUCACGAAAAUGUCACGAAAAUGUCACGAAAGGUACAUCCGCGUACUGUUUUGUUGCUAUCAGCCGCUCAGCCGGGUAUAAACCUAACAUUUUCUUGCUAGGUGUUUUAUUCCAGCUUUUUCCUCGUAAAACGGAUCCACAAAGCUCAAAUUAUUUUAAAAAAUCGCAGGGGAUACGCUUUCCCUGACUACGAUCGUUUUUGUCCGCCAUUUGGAAAUGAGAUUCCGCUGACAAUUAAUCACGGGCGCGAAAUGUCCACGAUUUCUGGCAAUGUGUUUGAUCGUUUCUCCAAGCAGACAAGAUAAAUCUAUAUUAUCCACUGGAGAUCUCCCACUUUUGUCCCACAACUGGGAAAAAAAAGAUCUGUUAAGUUCUGUUUACCAUCAUAAACCCUUCAUUAAUCAAGCUUGACAGGUCAAAAUGGCAAGAUAUUGGCCUCGUUCUUUUUUGCAAAUUUCGUAUUGACCACAACUGGAUCUGUCCUUUGGAAAAGCAAAAAAUCGAGCUUGACCAAUAUCUAGGUCAUCGUAAUCUUAUUCGCUUGUACAAUAACACAUAUAUUAUAAUGCUACCUUAAUUUAUUUGUUUCGUGUAGAAAAGAGGCAAUGCACGGUAAAAACGACUGACGGAAGAUGGUGCCAUUUCCCGUUUACUUAUCGUGGUAAAGUCUAUCACAAGUGUACAACUAAAGACCAUCAUAGACCUUGGUGUUCAACGACUGUAAAAUAUUUUGGAAGAUGGGGAAACUGUCGAGGUAACAAAAGAAACGUUAAUUGUUACUCUCUUUUAUAUUGGUUGCUACUCACUUUAUAUUUCAUAUUUAAUUUGUGUUACGUCUCCCUCUUCUUUAGGUAAAGAAGAACAGGGAAUGGGUAAGUUCAAUUUGUUUAUUUUAUUGGUUAGAGGUAAGUGCUAAUAAAUAGAAUUACAAACCAAGCAGGUGUCCCAGAAUAAUCGUGUGGGAGCUUAGUGCCUCAUUCUACUGAGGCAUACUGUUAGGGGCACCCAACGACUGUUUUCUGUAAAAUAACUGUUCGCAGAAGCAAAUAUUGCCUAGAACUUUCUAUUAACUGAGGAGGGCUAAAGUCACAGGCUAAAACGUUCUAGAUGACCGUUCCAUUCAUGUACAAAUUUCGAAGCCUAUCUAAUAAAUUCCCUACGAUUUUCUGAACGAAGUUUAAUGUUCACAUUUCACUUUCCAAGUUAAGCUAUUUUUCGUACAAAAGAGGAAACCCAAAAUUUUCGGAUUUAAAAAUGUGAUGGAGAGAGGAAUCAGGAAAUGUCUCAUUUUCGUAAUACGUCAAAUUGCAUCUAAAAUUUUCGGGAAAAUAAUACUCAAGCGCUUGUAAUUUCGAAAAGACUCAAGUUGCCCUAGGAUGACAAAACAUAAAUUUUAUAGCGCUGCUUAGGAUGCAUUUCUAGAGAUGUAAAAGUACUCUGUACAGCCUAAAAAGUGUUUUCAAUGCAUUUAGGAGGAAACCGUCGUUAAGUGCCCUUGUACUGUGCUUCUUCCCCUUCCAUCAAGCAUUUUUUGAUGCUAUCGAGUAUAUUAUUGGCUCAGAAAAUGUAGUACUCUAACUAUUUCUAUUUAUUCGAAAGCCAUGUUUGACAGUUUUUUUGCCUACAAAUAAAAAGAAUGUUUAUGUCUCUCAGUCACGGAGGGAGUUUUGUUAGUUUGCUUAGAAGAGCACUGACUCCUCUUCACCAAUUCAGCUUCAACAUAUGUUAUUCGGCAGGGAAGAGCUGUGAGCAGGGUGCAAAUUAUUGAUCAAAAGAAUAUCACCAGAUAAAUUGGACAAUUACUAGCUGGAAAAUCACUAGCUGGGAUGUUACUUGCCGGAAUAUUACUACAGCUGUAAAACUACUAGUCACGAGCAAAAGAGGAGCUAGCUCGCUCACUCUUGUCACGAGUUUGUCUGGAAAAGUACUUAAAAGAAAAAAGGUUUAAAGGCUUGUUUAUAGUGGAAAGCCUGAGUGCACUUAGCCUAUCCAGCUAGUUUACAGGCACUCCACUCAAAUACUUAAAAAACAUAAUUUAAACAUAAAAUAACAGGAUUAAAAACCCCAAGUGGCAGGAGGCAGCCAGUUGGCUAUUUACAAGCGUGACUCAGAGGAUUUGAAUUUGGGACGACCGAGAACAAAUCCAGCAAGUUGCCAGAGGCGGACUCGAACCUGGGACCGCGAGAUUACGAGUCCAACGCGCUGACCACUCGGCCACGCUCCCUCCUUGUAGCGUCGACUUCAUUUAAGGUUAGGGUAUAUAUGAGACAAGCUACAUGUUCCUCAAAGUCGUCCUCUUGGUCUCCAGACUUAACACGCCCUGCGAAUUUGACCCUCCUCCUCUUUUCCCUCUCCUCUUUAAUUCUUAAUGGUACUUUCAUCUUACUUUGGAUGCCUUUUUCUCGUGCCCUCAACUUUGCCAUCUUACGUGGCCAAAAUUUUACCCAAAUAUUUCGUUGUUGCUCAUUUCUUUAAGCGCCCUUGCAAACAGAGCUCAAGCGGAUGACAAGCGGCUAAGGAGGCAGAAAUAAUAUAUAUUAUACGAAAGCUUUUUUUCCAGUGCUUUCAGACGACGAGGACUGCAGUGUCAAGACCACAAAAGGUGAAUGGUGCCAUUUUCCAUUUACCUAUUAUGGAAGGAAAUAUACCAAGUGCACUAAAGAUGAUCACAUUCGACCGUGGUGCUCCACUACAAAAAUCUACAGAGGCAAAUGGGGAAAUUGCAAAGGUAAACCCUCGCGGAAGACGCAUAUCUUUUCCCUAGGUUUGCGCUAAAACAUUGCUCUCCAUUUAAUUUUUUGCUAAUCUACCUAAACUUUUCACAUAUUAGCCAAAAAUGAGGUGAGGUUGUGACUUUGCUGAUACUUAACUUCUAAACAAGUCCCCUUAAAAAGUGUCAAAGAGAAUCGUCCCUGUUUAAUUAGUACAGUCAGUGAUGGGAAGUAUCUGCCAACCUGUAGAUCGAUUUCACUUUCGUUAUCAGUGGCUAUGCAAAUUUCUGCGAACAAAAAAAAAAACGUUUUUACCAGAGAAAAGUGUUCAAUUGCCACUUGGAUUAUUUUUGUUACUCGAUCUACUUGGUUCUAUUAUUGAUGAGGUAAGUAAAAUGUAGGGAAAUGAAAUUAAAUGAAAUAAAACAAAUUAAAAAUUAAACCGUUAUCCGUAGAUUAGCCAUCACCUCAUUGAGGUAAAGACACUCUUCAAAUGAUUUUGGUUUUGUUCUUUGCAGGGAAAGAAGAGAAGAAAGGAGAGCAGCGUGGUAGGUACACUGAACGAUUGCGAACGAUCCAAAAAAAAUUAAUCACUCGCACCAAAACCUAAUGGCUCAUUCCUGGAGUUCCAGGAGCAAUUUGAACUUCCCAGGAUUUACAUGUUACCAAGGCUGGAAUUCUUACCUAAACAGAUUUGAAUUCCUUGCUCUUGAUAGAUCUAUUCACUUCAUCGUUGAAUUCUACCACAACGAUUGUAUUAAAAUCGUGUUGAGUUAUUAAAAAUACAUAAAAGCAUUGAAGAUACUGCUGAUACUUCAGCCUUCCCAAUUCAACUAGUCUGCAUGGUUCACUGAAUUGUACAAACUUCGCUUCAGCUUCACUUUUUUGACAUUUAUCUGCCAUCUCACAGUUCAAUUCUAAUGGCAACCACUCGAACGCAGUUACUAAUCUUCGCUUUACUAGUUUAAAAGCAAAAAAAUAAUAAUUAUAUUUUUUUACAUUACCUUACAAAAGUCUUCUCCAUAUUAGGACAAAUAGGACUUGAUUGGAGGGAACUAAAGGCAACAUUGAAUCCCACCUUUGAAUGGAAAAAAGCGGUGCAAGCAGCUCUGGAUACAGACGACUCUUUAGAAUCAGUAUGGAUAUAUAGUCCUAAUACUUUGAGAUAAAAAUUAGCAGUCAAACUACACUGAAGUAUCGCUAAUAUUAUUUAAUGGAUCUGUUUGCAAUUUCAUUUUCUCACUGGAUGGAAAAGUGCUGAUGAAAACUAGAAUGAAUCACCUAAAUAACUUUAUGAAGACAAGAAAUGUGUGACUGGCUCAGUGAUCAUAUAAAGUACGGAAAAACGGGCAACAACAAAAUGCAACUUGUCAUGCAACAACGCUGCAAAACAAGUUGAACAGCGGUCUUGCGCGUUUUACCAGCUCUAUCAGACCUGUCUUACAACAAAUCAGGUUCUUACAGGUUUGAAAGUGGCUUGUAAAACGCGCAACAAUUCACUUUUCGAAUUGUUCUGCAGCAAUGUUGCAAACAAGUUGCACGUUUUUGUUGCCCGUUUUACCGAAGCUUAUUAUAAGCAAUACUACGCAAAACGGAAAUUGAUUAAUAACGCAUGUAGACAAUUAAUAUAAAAUAAGUAAAAUCUUAUUGUUAAAUCCGGUGAAACAUAACGGCUACUCCCAAUUUAUCGGUAAAAUACGAUAAAUAUAUAAAAACUAAUUAAAUCCCACCUUGUAUCGGUGGAAUAAACCGAUCAAAAUCAUUUGACCCUCAGUUAAAGACUGCGUAGUUGUAUCAAGGUUACAUAAAAAUCUCCGGGCCUCUUAUUAUCAAACAAUACAUAACCUAGUAAGCCUUAUGUUGCAUGACAAAAACAUGGGGGAAUAAUUUUAAUUAAAAUUCAUAUUCUGCUUGUUUUCAGCUACAAGCGUAACAGAGAGUCUCUUUAUGCUAUUUGACCAGAGUCCGCCUAUUUCCAGCCAGGUAGUUGUACUGGGUAUUUAUUUCGUUUAAGAAAUUUUAAGGACGGCGCCACUUGUGUUGCUUUGCAGGCUAUAGAUCAGGGCCGCAUUUACGCUCUACGAUAUGAGAUGUGUGACGACAUGGCAAGAUCACCAGAUCUUACUGAUAGAGAUCCUCGAAGAAAAAUGUGGAACUUUCUCUCUCCUAUCGCUUUGUUUGCGUCUAAGGGGAAUAAAAACGGUAAAAAUGAGCUUGUUCCUGUGGCCAUUCAAAUGGAUUAUAAACCAGGUAAAAUGCUAAAUACAUGUGACUGACUGAAAAUGUCCAAUACACUUAACUAAAUGUAAUGGGUAGUUAUCUGCCAAAAAAUUUCUUCAAUACGGGGAAGGGAUACUCUAAUAGUAUUUUACAUCAGUUUUAAAAUUAUUUCUCCCACCAAGUCUUAACUAUGCUAUUUCUGUCACUGACGUUUUACAAAGUUAUGUAUGUAGUUGAAAUUGCCGCGCAUGCGUGUGUACUACGUAAUACAAGAUGGGUUUGGCUCAGUGAUCAGAGGCCAUAUACCUGUCCAGUUUUCGGAAGGCUUCCUAGCAAUUCCUAUUAUCUAUCGCUUUUGUACAGGAAACUCAAACAUUGGACUCUAAACCUGAUUUUACUGUAAACAAUAUCACUUCUUCACUCUCUUCCAAUAGUUUUUUUUUUACCAUGUUUUUUUAGUUUUCGAGGAUCAGUCAGUGAAUGUCCCUCGGAAAACCCGGAUAAAAAUUAGACUUGGGAAUCUGGAAAGAGUAACGUCGGAAAAUAAAAAGAAAUAUAAUAUAAUAAAAUAAAGAAUAUACAGUUCCGCAAAGUCGAUAAAUCUUAAUAACGGCUGUAAAUAUGUAGACGAGUUUAGUAGAUUCAUUUUACAUCUUCAUUUGUCUAUUUUGCAAUUUGACAGUAUGCUGGGUCAACUUAUAGUAUUAACACUGUAUUCUUUAGAUUCAGCCGUGUACACUCGUGAAGAUGGCGGAAACUGGAUGCUGGCUAAGCUUAAUGUCCAAAUCACAGAUCUCGGCUACGCACAAAUCGUGGAGCACCUUGCAAAGGUGAUGAUAUUUGCUGUACAUGUUUCAUAUUUGCCUGUUUCUAAGACUCGUGUAAUAAUGAUAAUGAUACUAAUUAUAAAUGAUACUGAUAAUGAAUGUUACUGAUAAUGAUAAUAAUAAACGCUAUAUUUCUUGAAUUUUUUCUUUUUAAAGAUUCAUUAUCUGAUGGAGCCAUUUUGUGUUAUCCUAAAACGGACCUUUUCAUCCCAGCAUCCUCUGCAUCAAAUACUCAAGUUUCAUUGCAGAGAAAUAACUGUCCCAAACACAUUUGGAACUCCAAAGCUUGUAGACGAGGCACAGUUUAUGGAUUUGCUCUUUGCACAUGGCAAUACCGGCACCGCAAGGCUUCUGAAAGACUCUCAUAAAGUAGCCACGUGGGAGGUGACAAAUUUGAAAGAAGAAGUAAAGGUUUGUUGCCAUGCUAUCUUACUUUCUUUGGUUUCAUCAAAAAGGGCUGUGACGUGGAAUUUAGCCAAAUUCAAACAAUGGAAGCUUUAAUGAGCAGUGUGAGCAAACACAAAAGGAGAAAAAAGAACGAAGAAGUUUACAACUGAUUGCAAUCUGGGUGUUAGAAAACUAGUUUUCCUCGCUCUAAUGAGUUUUUCAUCUCUGUUGUUUAUAAGUGUAGUUAGAUGAAUAAUUAUAAUGCUUGUUUGUCAGGAAGGUGCAUUUACAUGGCCUAAAACGAUUGUCAAACAUUUAAUUUCUAUCGGAACUCGAUCUGAAGUUCCAUAAAACUGUGCAUAGCUUAUGGAUAGGAAUAAUUCAGAAAGCGACAUGAAACUUCAACCCAGUGGCAUCAAAAAAGAAACGCUACCUUUUUAUUUAUAAGAACUUCCGUACAAGAAGGAUUUAGUCUUUACUAUGAACUUGUUCACUGCUCGCACACCAGAAGUUUUGAUUACUUUUUGCCAGUCUUGACCUUUUUAUGUGUGUGGUGUUAAUACACCUUAAUAGAAACGUGGACUAGAUGACAGGAGACUUAUUCCGUACUUUCCUUACCGUGAUGAUGGCGAGGAGAUUUUAGGAGUAAUCGAUCACAUGGUGGAGCAAUACGUCUCUUUGUAAGUAUUUUCAUCAGGCAAAGUUACUGGUCAGGAGAGUUGAUAAAGCUUUCUUUUUACCUUUGCAUAUUAACGCGUAAGUUGAAAGUUGUUUUAAUCAUUCAUACAAAAUAUUUUUAAGUUCUUAACAUCCUCACUUUUUCAUAGACUUUCUUCACAAACAUUACAAAUGAACAAUUAUUGAAUUCGACUUCGUGUCAUCUGAAGAAUUAUAGGGAUCGAGUAGAGUGUCGGCCUCGGCGGAUAUCACCCUCAGAGAUCUUCAUAAUUCUUCAGAUGAUAUGAAGCGAAUUCAAUAAUUGUUUUAUUAUUCAUUCAAAAACAAGCUACAUCAAGUUCAUCUCGAUAGUGUAUGUGUAUCGAGAAGUUUAGGAGAUAAAGGGCUGUUCAAGUUCUUCGAUCCUAUGACAUGAAAGAAUACGAAACUUUGAAUACAAAUUUUGUCAAGGAUUCAUUAGUUUGAGGAAGUUACUGCAUGAUCAAUAAUAGCUUUAUAAUAACAUAGCCAUUUCUUUUUUUCAGAUAUUAUAAAGACGAUAGAGCUGUCCAGGAAGACAAGGAACUCGAGGAUUUCCUCAAUGAACUUUCUCUCAACGGAACUGGAGAGAAUGGCGGAAUUGGAAGAGUAAGUAUCAGUAUACCAAUUAAUAUUAGUACCUUCACUGCGUGCAUUAACCCGUAAAGUGAGUUUUAGAAAACAGACAACAUUGGGCGCAAUGGAAAUCAAGAGUGCUAGCAGUCCCUCCAAAAUGAUAGUAGUCCCUCCAAAUUCCUUUGUAGAUUUAACGGGAAAGACGUACACGUACUUUUUCAACGGGUGCAUUUCAUUUAAGACUUGUACAACGCAGUUACUCUGGAAGUGCUAAAACUUGCACUCUUCAAAUUUACAUUUAAUCAUAAUCGUAGUCCGGCCUGACGAAAAGUUUCGAUCACCACGUUUUUUUGGAGACGACCGAGCCUAUCAGGACGAUAAUAAUGGAAAGCCAAACCAAAGGGAAUGGUUAUAUUUUAGAGCUUUCCUGGUUAACCCCAUGUUGCUCAUCAGUUUUGGUAAUUGAGGUGCAUUUUAUUGUCUAUAAACUUUACGGUUUUCCGUGCGGUUGAGUAACAAAUAGAUAAUGAAUUUCUUCAAGCCUGACGACCAAAACGUUUCCCCGAAAACUGAUGUCAAAUUUUCGGGUACUUAUACAUUCUUUAUUUAAGCUACUUUCACUUAAAUAACCGACAGAUACAAAAGUUCCCUGCAAGAAUUGACUCCAAAGAAGAACUCUGUGGUGUUGUUACCCGGAUUAUCUCACACCUAAGCCUGCAGCACACCGCAUGCAACUACCUGCUGGCAGACUAUGCUGUGUACAUCCCUAAUCUGCCAACGAAACUGUACAAUGAUACCAGAGUUAAAGAGGGUGAAUUCUCUGUUUACCGACUCCCAAACAGGGUUACAUCUGCGGUAGGCACAACGUUCAUAUCUAAGAUUAUUAAAACUUUAAUUUCAUUGCCCUUAUUUAACUUUUAGCUUUGAGUGGAUAGUUAUGACUAAUAGAUCACCAAAAUAUAAUAAAAAGCCGAGGUUAUCGUUCGACCGAAAAUUAACAACCGCGGCUAAAUAACCAAGUAAUAUUAUUCACGAUAAGACAUAUAAAUGUUGACUUUGUUGAAAUUAUUUUGCACCAUCUGUGCUACUCUGCGAAAAAUGACUUUCGAUUCUUAGGUAACAGUCUUUUUUACCUGUAUUUAAAACGAGAAACUAAAUGACAGGGGAAUAACUAGAAAACUUACAAGCUAAAUUAGCCUUCAGGCUCAAAUAAUGCCUUUGAAAUUAUCUGUGUGUCUAUUUUUUUGUGCUAAAUUACAAAGUGUUCAUUUAUUAGUAAAUUAACAAGAAGAGCAAAUAUAGUCUUUUUUAUCCACGUCUAUUGAAAAGUUGGCCAGCCAGGAGCGCUUAAUGACUAUUUUUCGAAGAUUAUAAUUCAAUGAAUUAAACUUAAUACCGUAACUAUACGUUGUCAAGUGUUUGCUGAAGCGAUUUUAAUUUGCUUUUUUAACUUUUCAGAUUGAGGCAAGCUUCAGCAACUCGUUAGCAAGUUUCCGCUUUGAUUCACUGUUUGACUACGGCAACAGUCUUGAGGACAGUAAGGCCGCUAACAUUAUCAACAAUCACUACAGCUACUUGAUGCAUGUUGUUCAGCCCAAACUGCAGGAAAGGAACAAGAAACGGAAGGACAAAGAUGACCUAACAUAUCCCUACUUCAUUCCAAGAUGGAUUCCGAACGGAGUUCAGACCUAGUUCAUUGGGGUUGCUUUUUUAGUGUCAUUCUAUGGGAUGUGUGUGAUAACAAAGGCACGCUUAGAUAUUGGC